AGUACAAACAUGGCGGUGUGCGACUGUACAAACUAGCUCGGGCGACAUACAGUAAGUGCAACGCCAGAAGGUUUACGGUUUUUUUUUUAAGCAUUAAACAGACCAGCUGUCUUAAGUAGCAUUGGAAUGCCUUCAUCAUACAUCGUCUGGAAGCCGAGAAGUGUCAAGAAAAAAUAGGCUUCGCUUAUCUUGCUCAACCUCAAAGGCUGCAACAUCGCUGAAAACAACAAGGAUAAAGGAGGCUGAAAUGAACGGGGACGUAUUAUGCAAUGGACAUUCUCCACUACAAAGUUUCCUCAGCCACAGUUCCUCAAAGGCACCCCAUUGUGAAGAAAUCUCUGUCAAACUCAUCCAGGAUGGGAAAUCCUCAAGACUUUUUUGCACACAGACUGAGACACAGAAUAACUCAAAGAGAUCCAGUACUGUAAACGUCACUCUUCCUAAAAUCACCGUGAAUGAAGACCUCCAACAUCCAGCACACCAAGCAGAAGAACAGACGAGGAAGCUGCACUGUGUGCAGGCCCAUAUUCCUCCAUCCUCUGAAGCCGCUCACGAGAACCACAGUGCUCGCUCUUCUUGUUCGAGGAAACCAGUCAGUUAUAAAAUGAAAGUGAAGAAAUUUUCCAAGAAAGUUUCAGAGAGCAAGAAUUCCAAUAACCGAAAGGUCACAGACUACUAUCCCAUACGGAGAAGCUCGAGAAAAAGUGAAACUGAAUUAAAGUGUCAGGAGAAGAAACAAAUAGAUGAGCUCAUCACAAAAGGGACAGAGAAUGGAAUGAUGGUCAAGUACAUCGAAGGAAAGGGGAGGGGAGUGUUUGCCACCCAGAGCUUCCAGAAAGGCCAGUAUGUAGUGGAAUAUCACGGUGAUCUGUUGCUGAAAACUGAUGCCAAACAAAGGGAAGCUGUAUACGCACAAGACCCUGCAACUGGCUGCUACAUGUAUUACUUUCAGUAUCUUAGCAAAACAUAUUGUGUGGAUGCCACAAAAGAAACUGACCGCAAGGGAAGACUCAUCAACCACAGUAAAAAUGGAAACUGUCAGACCAAGCUGCAUGACAUCAAUGGAAUACCUCACCUGAUUCUCGUGGCCUCCAGAGAUAUAGAGGAGGGUGAGGAGCUGUUGUACGACUACGGCGACCGAAGCAAAGCCUCGAUAGCGGCUCAUCCGUGGCUCAAACACUGAGGAACUAAGAGAUGCAAACUAACAACUUGUUUCUUAAGUAGAGUUUUUAAUGUAAUUACUGCCUUAGAAAACUGAGAAUGUUUAGGGUGUAGUAUGUGUUUGGGUGUGUGAAACAGUGACUUAAACACAUUUAGGUUACGGUACAUAUUCUACAUGUUCUACAUGAUACUUUUAAAAUAUUUAUCUUGCUAUAUGACUUGCUAGUUUUGACACGUUUCUUUUUUUGUAUAUUUUCUAUACUUGUAGAACAGUGCUUCCAAAGCAUGCAGUUGUAGUCCAACUUUAUGCAUUUUUUAUAAGACAUUUUCUUAAGCCAGUGUAUAGUAGUUAGUGGCUUAGCAAUAAAUAUUUAUGAUGCCCAAACCUUUUCUGUAGAAUGCAAGAGAUGCUUCAAAGAGCCAUGUUUUAAAAGCUUGGGAUAACUGGACGGUAUUGCCACCUCCCUCAGCCUAAUCUGGAAUCUUAACAUUUUACAGUGUUGACUGUGUAACUUCAAAUAUUUGGACAAAUCUGUACCUGAUGUCGAGUGUGAGGCACCAAAUAAUCCAUCAAAAAGUAUUAUGUGGAUUCUGUAUUCUGGGUUAGAGGUGAUGUUUAAUAAAAUGGUUUUAUGCACA
Molecule: messenger RNA, 1800 nt
Organism: Electrophorus electricus (electric eel)
Lineage: Eukaryota; Metazoa; Chordata; Actinopteri; Gymnotiformes; Gymnotidae
Gene: kmt5aa
Product: lysine methyltransferase 5Aa
Biological process (GO): regulation of transcription by RNA polymerase II; regulation of DNA damage response, signal transduction by p53 class mediator
Cellular component (GO): polytene chromosome; nucleus
Molecular function (GO): protein binding; transcription regulator activity; histone H4K20 methyltransferase activity
Source: RefSeq, a predicted model, not a curated record